GUAGUAUGGACGUCGAAACCGCCGUUCGUUCUGCUGUUGAUGCCGGCGCGUUCAUUCGUCCAACUUUCGACCAGAAAAUCUUCAAGGAUCAGUGCGCGUACUGUUUCAAAGACCCACACGGAAAAGAUGGUCUCUACAUUAGUCUGAAGAACUAUCACGCUUUUUGCCGCGAGCACGCAGAAAUCUACGGAACAACCUCUGGAAACACUCUUUUUGUACAAUUUGAGUCCACAAAGAAAAUAAUUGAAGAAAGAACCGAUGGGGAGCCAACGAGCAAGAUGACCAAGCUCACAAUCGAUUCAGAUCCAAAGUUUGAAUUUGAGGACAAAUACUGUGUUGUUGUUCACCCAGAAUACUCGCAGCAGGUGAAAAAUGUGCAGAAUCUUCCGGAAAUUGCUGAAGCAAUUGCACAAAUUGCCAACACGACAAGUGCCGAACGCCUGUCACUUCUCUCAUCAACCAGUAAUGCGUGGGAUGCCGAGAUCAAGCUUAUCACUAAGCAUCAAAAUCUCGAGCAACAAGACAACGGAAAGCACCUCGCUCUUACUGGAUGGACUUGUGAAGUUGAGGGAUGCGGACUUAAUGAUAAUCUGUGGCUCAAUUUGACCGAUGGAGCUGUACGGUGUGGGCGGAGCCAAUUUUUGUCCGAUGGGAAGAAGACGAAUGGAAAUGGACAUAUGCAAGAUUAUUUCGAUUCUACGAGAUUCCCACUUGUGGUAAAGCUCGGGACAAUCUCCUCAAACCUUGAAUUGAUUGAUGUCUACAGUUAUGAUGAAGACGAUGCAGUUAUUGAUCCAAAUUUGGAGAAGCAUCUGAAACAUUUCGGACUUGACCCAACAAAAAUGGAGAAAACUGCGAAAAGUACGAUGGAGAUGGAAUUGGAUAUGAAUGAGAAGUGGGAAUGGUCAAAAUGCACAGAGGAUGGUCUUUUAUUGGAACCAAUAUUUGGACCAGGAUAUACGGGACUUGUGAAUACUGGAAGCAGUUGUUAUAUGAAUUCAGUUCUUCAAGCUCUUGUCACAGUCGACUCAUUCCAAACUCGUUACGGUGAGCAGGGUCUCGAGACGCUUGUCAACUGUCCACUUGACAAACUUCACAAUGAUUUCAACGCUCAAUUUUCAAAAGUUGUCCGCGCGAUGCUCAGUGGUGACUAUUCAUCCGAAAUGGAUCCGACUAAUAAUCACAUCAAACCGCUUCAAUUCAAACGAGUUGCUGCUGGAAAUCAUCGAGAUUUCUCCACUUCGAAGCAACAAGAUGUUGAGGAAUAUAUUCGUUUCCUCUUCGAGAAAAUCGCCGAAAACUCGAGAACCGAAGUGAUUGACCCAACCGAUUCGUUCAAAUUCAAAGCAAUCAAUCGCUUCGAGGAUAGAGGAACUCGUAGAGUCAGAUACACUGAUCAGGAGGAAAUGCUCAUUCGUCUUCCAAUUUCUGGGGAUCUUCUACGCCCGAUUCCGGACACUGAAAAUCGUUAUUCGGUCGACAUGAAAGCUGCAAUUCAUGCAUAUUUUGAUGUUCAAAAGAUUGAUGACUAUAUAUCACCAAUCACUGGAGAACCAAAAGGAGCCACCAACACUAUUUCUAUGAAGACUUUCCCCGAUUAUUUGUUCUUCCAAGUUUCGAAAUUCGCUUACAACGUCGACGGAACUCAAAAGAAACUUGACAUGGAGCUGGAAAUCGAAGAGGAAUUGGAUCUCAGUGGAUAUCGAGGACAUGGAAAGUUGGAACAUGAGAUUGCUCUUCCAGAUGAGGAACCAACUGCUCCACGAACAACUCCAGAUAUUCCAGCAAGUGUUCGUUUUGUUGCUGGAGAGCUUAUGUUGAUGGGAUUCUGUGAGAAUGCGUGCUACAGAGCAGCUUAUUAUUCCAAUGGAAAUGUGGAGAUUGCAUCAAACUGGCUCAUGGAGCAUAUGGACGACUCUGAUAUCAAUGAUUUGUUUGUGAUUCCAUCUGGAACUCCAUCAGCUCGUGGAGAAGUCGAUCCGAAUCUUGUCGCGUCGAUUGUUGAAAUGGGAUUCUCUAAUCAUCAAGCAAAGUAUGCUUUGAAGCAGGUGCCGACUGUUGCAGAGGCUGUUGAAUGGCUUUUUGCCAAUAUGGAUAGUAUCCCAGUAGAGUCAGCCGCCGUCGGUCUAAGCUCGGAUGCUCCAGAGCCGUCUGUCACAGAAUCGGCAACUCAAAAGACAUUCAAGGAUGGUGGAGAGAAAUAUAAGUUGAUUGGGAUGAUUUCUCAUAUGGGAUCACGUCCUGAUUCUGGUCAUUACGUAGCUCACAUGCUCAAAGAGGGAAAAUGGGUUCUCUUCAAUGACGAAAAAGUUGCACUCUCCCAGGAUCCACCAAAAAAGUUGGCCUAUGUCUACCUGUACAAGCGAAUCGCCUAAUUUUAAUUUUAAAAUCCCCCAGCCAUUUCCCCGCUUUUCGUCCUGCUAUUUAAUUUUCCUACUUUCUGUGAAAAAGCUUAUUUAUUUUCCAUUUAUAUAUUUAUGUUUAUUAAAUCCCGAAUUCCCCCCCUCGAUUUCCCCCAACUCUUGCAUACUUGUGUCCCUCUCAACUUAUUUUAUUUGGUAAUUGCAAUUUCAUGAAUCGAAACAACCUUGGACACUGACAA
Molecule: messenger RNA, 2602 nt
Organism: Caenorhabditis elegans
Lineage: Eukaryota; Metazoa; Nematoda; Chromadorea; Rhabditida; Rhabditidae
Gene: usp-5
Product: Ubiquitin carboxyl-terminal hydrolase
Exons: 14
Coding region: 6-2375 (789 amino acids)
Biological process (GO): ubiquitin-dependent protein catabolic process; protein deubiquitination
Molecular function (GO): zinc ion binding; cysteine-type deubiquitinase activity
Source: RefSeq, marked reviewed